AAAAUUCAGUUUUAUGAUAAGCUUCAAAAUGGAUGUGUGUACGGGGUAUCAGUAUGUUCCUAUUUACAAUGGUACACAGUCAGCAACGCAACUAAACGAUGAGGUUCUUGGAGGCUUUAAGUUCUGCAUUUUGGUGUGUCUCGGAUUGUCAGCAUUUUGUUUGUCAAAGACUGGACCCAAAUAUGUGAUACCACCAAAAGUAGCUACAAAGGAGUCACUAGCUGUUCUAUUAUUCCUUUUAUCGCUGAUACUUCUGACAAUUGUAGCGCCAAUUCUGCUCUUAUUUAUCAUUCUAAGGACGUCAGCUAGAGUGAUACUGAAACUGAAGCAUGGCAAAAACUACGGAGGACUGGUUGACAGUGAAGACGUCAUGUGGAAAAUAGAAGAUAUCACAAACCCCCUUAUAAAUAUCCUCACAAUACAACAGUCGAAAAUUUCGAACCCAGAAGAGUAUUUUGACUAUAUCAAGCAGUGUUUCAAUGGAGCAACUUCGGGAAGUAAUGCACACAAACUGACCAGCAUUUGCAAAUUUUUCGUGGGGUAUGCAUACUAUCUGGACAACCAACUUACCAUCGAUGAUAUAUGUAAUAAAUUAACUGUCGAUAAUGGAAAGAAUUAUUUAGUUGAGACGGAAUUGAAAGAUAUUUUGGGUGAUCUUGCUGGCAGACCAAUGCCCAAAGACAACUUGGGACUUUUUGAAGUUCUCGUAGUACAAAAGUCAUUGAAGCACGUUGAUCCUGACACAUACCAAUAUGCUGUGAUAUUCAGAGUGGACCAUAUAGUAGCAGAUGGUAUAAAUUUAACGACAUUCCUAUUACAAAAUUUUGCCGACGAUCAAGAGGGGCUGAAACGAAAUUUGAAAGACUUGAUAUCAAAGUUCGAUACUUCGAAAACAAAAAUAUCCAAAAAGUCAGGAUGGCAAAGUAUAGUUCAGACAGCUAGAUGCAUCGGAACCUUUAUGGUGCAUUUUCCAAUAGUAUUUGCAAACCAACUGUUUGUGAUAGAUUGCAACUGCUUGCAUGGACCUAAGCUGUCCGGCAAAAAGUUUGCAGUUUAUUCAGUCGAAGAAGAGGGUGAAGAUCUUAUGAAUACUGUGAAGCAAAUAAAGAGAAAAGUGGCUGGAAGUUCCUUUUCUAGUGUGAUGCUUACUGCAGUUUCCAGAGCUGUUGGAAAGCAUAUGCAAAAGGUAGGUACCAUUGAUUAAAAAAUAGCUUUGUAGAGAAACUAAACAUAAUCGUAAACGAUUUCUAGUGUAAUAUUGAUAAUCAAAGGUGCAUAUUCUUAAAUUAUUCAGACUUUCCAACCUAUUUGAGAAGGGAUUUCAAAAUAAGACGGUGAUAUAACUUACUAUGGGCUCCGUGUACGUCAAAAACAUUGUAAGAUUGGAUGAAAGUAACCAUAAUCUCCCACGCUUGUCUGACUAAUAAAACCACAUGUAUUGGCAUGAUCUUUUUCGGUGUUUCAAUCACAAUCUACAAAUAAAUAAAUUAUACUCGUACUGAAAUUGUACUUAAGAAGAUCAUGGUCGUGUGAAGUGAAGAAUAUUCUGUCAAUACACGUAUUUUAUUGGCCAGAUGAGUAUUUUUUUACACCGAAGCAGCCACGUAGGCAGAAGCAUAAACUUCAGGGCCCUGAACACUUUGUUAAUCCGAUUUUUGAACAGCCUAAGGUUAGUAGAAUUCAAUACCCCAGGGACAAAGGAGCGGUAGUAUUGACCAGUUGUGGAUGUACGAAAUUCCACCCGGUUAGGAUGGGAGGCGGCAGGUGGGUCUGUCUGGCAGGCAAAGCCCGUUGGUCUAGCGGUAAAAUAGAGCCGACGGCCCGCCUGUCCGAAAGAGUCCCGAGAUUGCCUGUAAGAGAAGAGUCUUCGACCAGUCGGAAAUCUCUUCUUUGGACAGCAUCGAGCAUGGAUAAUGUAGCCGGGAAGGCAGCACCCCAAACAUGUGAGUGACGACAUGUGUUCGUACCAGAUUAAGUCCUCGGUGAUCUGGACUCAGCCCAGGCGAAAUGAACUCGGCCAUCGAUCGAAACCUGAUGAACGCUAGGACGCUUUUUGUUCAUCAAUGUACAGUACUGUCUUUUGGAAGCAUUAAACUGUACAAGAUUGUUGCGUCCCCAACCAGUGAAAACCUCCAGGUCUCUCGUCAGAGAGGAAGUCGCUGCUAGUCUUUUUUCCAGCUCUGGAUUCCUGCAUGUAGUGCUGAUAUUCAGCAAAUCUGUCGAUUGGAUUGGUCGUACAGGGGAGGAGGUCGUUGCUAUGUAAAAGGAGGAGCCAAGACCGAUCCGUGCGUUGACGUUCUGGGAUGAAGAGGAGAACCCAUUAAUUACGAUCGAUAUCUUGCGGCCAGAGAGAAAGUCAACCACCCAUCUGCAAAGCUUCUCUCGGAGGCCUUAGAAUUGAAGUUUGCAUAAGAGUGCAGCAUGCCACACUUAUCUAACGAAAAUACUAAAAUUGAGUGAAGUCGAUUUUAUUACUUGAAAAAGGUUGCUCUUCAAUAUCACGGAGUGGCAUAAGUCAGUUUCGAAUACCUUCAGAGUUAUAGAAAAAUAAUAUUAGACAUAUCAUUUUAAUAGAAAAUUAAAUUUCACAAGGGAGCUUAACUCAAGUUACGCCAGUUCGUAGAAUUGUAGUUUUAACUUUAUCAGUAUACGCACUGUAACGUAUCUAUCUUUUUAACUUCACCUUCAGCACGAAUACAGCUUUUUUAGACUUAAAAAACUAAUUUUAAAGAUAUUCCCCUCGAAGUUCUGAGUGCAGAGCCAAGACGCAUUACUACGAAAAAAUAUGGAUUUGAAGUUGCUGUGUGAAGAAGAUAUACCGGUAGUUUGUUUACAAGAAUACCAAAUAAUCUAUUUAAAUCCUCCUCAUGAGUAAUAGAUAAACUAAUUAUUAUUUUGUUCAUAUUCAACAGAUCUUAUUAGAUCAUUAUUAUUUGAGUGAGCUUUUGUUUGUGCUGCC
This is a messenger RNA of Acanthoscelides obtectus, 2959 nucleotides long. NCBI's taxonomy places the organism in Eukaryota, Metazoa, Arthropoda, Insecta, Coleoptera, Chrysomelidae. The record is from the annotation of a GenBank genome assembly.